AUGGAUCCAAAGCGGUUGUUGUUGCUUCAUCCUCACUCUCAGCGAAGGCUUGGUGUAGUGAUCAAACACUUGUGUUUUUUUCCUCUUUCUCAUCAUGACCACCAUCAUCAAGAAAAGAAGAAUUACUUUAAGAAAAUUCAUACGGCUUUACCAUUGGCCCACUAUUCCGGAAUGAACGUCUCUGGUUUUUCAUCAGGACGAUCCUUUCAUCAAAUUCAAAGAAAUUUCACAAGUGGUACCACUAAUUUGAGCCACAACAUUAAACAAGACUAUUCGGCACCCCAAACAUCUAAUUUAUUUAAGCAAUAUUGGGAAUCCAUUCAUUCUUUCAUACAGGAUGGUAACAAGAGUCUUGAAGAGAGUAUCUGUGCACUUCCUGGAUUAAAUAUUUCCAAUAUCAACAAGUUAGAAAUUCCUGAAGAUGUGGCUUAUAAACUUGCGCAGUUGUACAUGAAUAAGCUCGACAAGAACGGUAAAAUACGAUUUUUUGAGGUGAUGGUGAUGCAUUUUGGAGGAAUACCAAUCUCAGCAUUAUUACACAUGAUGAGAUAUGAUAAUAAUAGCGACUCUAUGGGUCAUGAAAGUGAAAAUUAUUCCAAAAUUCUUUCCCAAACAAUUGACAAGUUAAGAACAUCAUUGCAAAAUGUACAAUUAUUAAGCCAAAAUGGAGAGCAUGUGGAACGUCAUAUUUUGGGAUUUCUUAAUUCAAUUCAACAGUUGAGAACGACCAUAGAGCCAUAUUAUGAAAAAUUCCUAGAACAAUAUAUCUUGACACUCAUGAAAAAAGAGGUACCUUUCAAUUCUCAAAAUCUCAAUGGCUUGGAGUUUGUUAUGCAAAUGAGACAAGAUUUAUUGGAUAUAAUUUCAACGCUCCAAAAACAAUCAAACAAUAUCAACCAGGAUUACAAGAAGUAUAUUUUACCAUUUUUACUUAAUGAUCUCAAUACUAAUCUUGUUAGGCUGUUGUCUAGUUGGUUCUCUCCAUCUUUUCUUGAAUGUAAAGAGUUGGAUUGGAGACAAACUAAUGCUCAAUUAUUGGAGAAGAUUAUUUCCUCAGAACGUGUACAUCCAAUAGCGAGUAUGGAAGUAUUGAAAAACAGACUUGCACCAACCCCAAAUCGAAAAAUGUAUGGACUAUUUCAUUCUUCAAUGCCAAGAGUGCCGCUUGUGGUGCUACAAGUCGCUCUCAUGGAUCAUAUUGCUUCAAAUAUGCGAGAAAUUCAUGACGUUAAAAAGGAUUUACCUCAGCUUGUGAACACUGCAAUUUUCUACUCAAUAUCUUCCACUCAAAGUGGAUUACAAGGUAUUGAGCUUGGCAAUUACUUGAUCAAAAAUGUGGUGGGAAUUUUACAGAAAAAAAGAUUGAUCACUGAUAACUUUACUGGAGAUAUUAAUCAAUUUAGCACCUUGUCACCCAUUCCAGGAUUUAUUCGUUGGUUAUCUCAAAAGUUGAGAAUUGAGUGUUCCCAAGAUGAGGAGCUGAAACAAAAAUUUCAUGACGAAAAGCUUCUUUCAAGAUCUGAUAUGGAUCUCAUCAAGCAGAUUGCUACUGAAGAUCCUAAAUUGUUUGGAUUUCAAUCGUUGGAAGAGGUCAGAAUGAAAUCUGGAUGUGAGCUACUUCUCGCAUUGGUCGAAUUUAUUUUAUCGUCACCAGAGGCAACAUCUUUACAUCCUAGUGACAAACUUCAAUCUAUUAUGCUUCGAUUAUGUGCCAGGUAUUUGUACUCGGAGAAACACAAAUCCAAGGCGUUGGACCCAGUUGCUAACUUUCAUCUAAGAAAUGGAGCAUGUUUGGAACGCAUCAACUGGAAAGGAGAUUUGUCUCAACGAAGAUUGAAAGAGAGUUAUGGACUUAUGGUAAACUACAAAUAUGUUUUGGAAUUGAUCGAUGAAAAUCAUCACGAUUAUGUCAUUACUGGAGCAAAUAAGAUUAGACUUGGAGAAUUGUUUGACAAAAGUUUAUUGGAAUAG
This is a messenger RNA of Naegleria fowleri, 1971 nucleotides long. RefSeq lists its product as uncharacterized. The coding region runs from base 1 to 1971 and encodes 656 amino acids. The record is from RefSeq and is a predicted model, not a curated record. The transcript has a single exon. Gene Ontology annotation, cellular component: mitochondrial matrix; peroxisomal matrix. Gene Ontology annotation, biological process: positive regulation of fatty acid oxidation; malonyl-CoA catabolic process; fatty acid biosynthetic process. Gene Ontology annotation, molecular function: malonyl-CoA decarboxylase activity. NCBI's taxonomy places the organism in Eukaryota, Heterolobosea, Eutetramitea, Acrasida, Naegleriidae.